AUGUCGAACGAGCUCCAACGGCCCGUCGACCAUGGCCAGGAUGUCUACCGCAACCGCUUCCCGACCCUGUUUGAAGUGUUGAGCCGCAAGACGGUUGCGCCGCUCGACCUGUUCUCCUUCUACAUCUACAUGCGCGACCAGCAGCGCUCGGUCGACUACCUGGACUUCUGGCUCGACGUCUCCCAGCACCUGCAGCUGUGCCGUCUGUAUGUAAGACGCCUGCACAGGAGCUUGGUGGAAGACACCCCGGAGAUUGAAAAGGCGUCGAAGCGCUCAUCUUACAUGCAAACCUUUGACGAUGCAGGCGAGGGCCCGUCGAACGAGAAGGACAUGGACGACCAGCGCCUCUCGGCAUUCCUUAGGUCGGACCGCCCGAGCAGGAACCACUCGCCGCAGAACAGCCAGGGCAGCAACCAGAGCCACGAACCUCCGCGCCCCAGUUUUGCCAUGACUCCCGGCGACUCCAGCUCGCCGGGCCAGAUAUCCUCCGCUGACAACACGCAGCCGCGCAGAGAGGACCUGCGCGCAUCGGCUGAAAAGAUUCUCUACACGUAUCUGCUGCCCGGAUCGGAGAGAGAGAUUAUCAUUCCGCAGAGCAUCCUCAACGACGUGCAAAAUGCCAUAGAAGGGCCGGAGCAGCGAUCGGACCCGGAGUUGUUUGACCAAGCUAAGGACUACGUCUUCCAAGCAAUGGAGCGCGACGCUUACCCGGGAUUUCUGCAGAGCAAAGGUCUCGGCAACCUCGUGCCGCAAAGUAUGAUGAUCCGGCUCAUAGUAGGACUGGUCAGCUUCUUUGCGGCCGUGUGGACGGCGUUUGUUCUGAUCUUCCUCGACAUGUCUCGAUCGACGAGAUGCUGGCUCAUCCUUCCCUUCUUCGUGGCCAUCUAUCUCAUCAUCACACACCAGUACAUGCUCGACCCGCUGCUCGCCCUGGCUGGGUACAGCGAGUACACGCUCUUCGACUUCAACAAGAUCAGAGAGAAGUUUGUGCAGAAGACGCUCAACCGCCGGGCCAUGACGGUGCUAGUGCUGUUCGUGGUGGUGCUGACGGCGGUGUGCUGUCUGUUUAUCUUCGUUCCUGGGAAACGGCUGUGA
Molecule: messenger RNA, 1095 nt
Organism: Boeremia exigua
Lineage: Eukaryota; Fungi; Ascomycota; Dothideomycetes; Pleosporales; Didymellaceae
Product: RGS domain-containing protein
Exons: 3
Coding region: 1-1095 (364 amino acids)
Biological process (GO): intracellular protein localization
Cellular component (GO): plasma membrane
Source: RefSeq, a predicted model, not a curated record